AUGCCUCCCGUAAAGUUUUCAAGAAAAUGGAACGUCGAUCACCAGUCUGACCUUCAACAGCCUGAGGAAGCCUUCAAAAAUUCCUUCAACAGAGCUUAUAAUCGGCAACAAAAACGCGGGCAAAAGACCGACUUCAGUGAUGCCGUUGAUGGUUAGUCACCAAGAUUUUGGGGACUAACCAUCAACGGUACUGUCCCUGAUAGCAUUCUAGGCGCCAGGGCUGGCCCGGUCACCUGGCCGCGGGCUAAUUCUGCGAUUGGCUCAAACUUUUCGGCAGUCUUGGCAGACACUGUGCGCGCAGUAAUUCUUUCGUGUGACUGACUGCAGGAAAUUUACGCGCCCUCUUAGGCUGGUUGGGGGAGGGUUUUUGCACGCGUACGCACAUAAAAGUGCCCUGUGUGUGUGGCUGAAGUCGAGUGUCUAGUCAAGCCACUCAAGUCAGGAAGUGUCGGGUCCCUAUUGAAGUCGACUAUGCAUUUUCACCCCAGCAGGAGAGUGGUACCGUCAGUGAGACACUGAAGUGCCACGGAGGUGGGCGACAGAACUAACACGCAAAUGCGUGAAGGUAAGCGUCGGGGAGGGGAUGUGGCAGUGACGAUGAUGUCAUUGCGAAGACAAAGCAAAGUCAGCCCAAUAGAUUACUAGGUCUACACUCACUUGCAAAUUAAAGCCGAUAGCAGAUGUCUAUAGAUCCAUAGAUCUAUGCAGAUCUAUAGAUCUGGGCGGCAAAAUGUUAUCAGGAGCACAUUAGUAUUCAAAAUUAGGGAUUGCUUACCUGUGUUUGUCAAAUUCAUAUUAAAUUAAAACUCAUUCAACUUUCACUCCAACAUACAUGUUUUCCUGCAACAUGUCAGAUGAUAGAGACGUUCAGACUGACUACUGGGAUGAUGGUUUCGCCGCACAGCCAUAAGACGGUAGGCGGUCAACAUGCGGCACCACGCCUAAUGUGCACAACCAACGAGACCAACAACGAGACAGCUGAAUCGACCAAAUAAAACAAAUCAGAGCAAAAAAAUAUAACUUGAGUCUGCUUAGUAACGGCAGUGUUUACAAUGAAAAAAUGCAUGCAUACCAAACUUGCUAUCACCAGUGCCUACCUUUAGUCGUCCCUUCCUCAAUCUAGCAGAUCUACCUGGUGGCACCUGUCAUCAAUGACAGUCGGAGUUAUUGGAAAUCGCGAAUAGCUGCACAAUGGUUCCCUUUGCGGCGACUCAGUUCAGCCCAUACCCGGUUUCGUCCGUUUUUGGUUUUUCUGAAACAUUUGUGUUUCAGUAGUGGUUUCUUUUUGCGCCUAUUGCAGCGUUCUACUUUGCGUCGUCCACCACAGAUUAGAUGACUGAUUGUAUCCAUUGCUGCAGAUGUCCCUUUCAUACUACGUCAAUUAUACUCAUUUUUUUCCUCGGUUUUUUAUCUGUGACCUCGUGGCCUAAGUACAUUUUCGGCUAAAAUCCGUUUGCGUUUGCUCGUUAAAUGCUGAACUAGAAAAUUAUAAGUAAGCAGAAGUGGUCGACCAACAAAGCACUCUGUUUGUUGUUAUGAGCUUUCGAACUCUUUCAGGAGUCGAUCGUCAGAGCUAGCAGCAACAACUGAACGGUCGAAAAUCAUAAGACAUGCUAGCAAAUCCUCGCUUGGUGGCGCAAGACUGGAGGCGAUAACGCAGAGCUCUGUACGCCUGCGCCACAUCGACAAACCUACCGACUGAGUUCUCAUCCGAGGCUGGUUCGAAUCAUUUAUCGAGCUGUUUUAUUCCAGUCGCUGGCAAUUAUCUUUCUGGCUGCGAAGUUGAACUCAGGGCCAAUUUUGUAAGUGGGGGCUGCCACUUGUGAUAAUUCGUCGCCUCGUCGCACCGCUAGCUUAUGUUCGUCUAUGUGCGUUCCGAGUGUGCGUCCUGUUUGGCACAGGAUGCGAUACGCUAACACAAAAUGCUGCUCGGGAUUUAGUCGGUCCUUGAUGUUCAUGACCUUGAUGUUCAUUGUGGCUUCAGGCCGGCAUGCAAUUCCAAUGCCCACUUACACAGCAAUGCGCUCGAUCGCUUCUGAAGCAUCCUUUAUGUACAGUAAAUAGUGUUAUGUCCUCGGCAGCGUUGCUGUUUGGAUCCUCUGGGUACGAUCGUGACGGCAGCGACUUAUAAAUGCCUUCGGAUAACUAUUCUGUACAAACCGGUCGGGGAGAUAAUGGGCCUCCUGUACUCUUUCCUUAGUUUGCUGCAAUGAGUUUGGGUCAGUUUAAAGAGCGUUUCCACACAGCUUCGUUUGUGAACCAUCGGAUGAUCGCCGUGUAAACUGCGGAAAUGUAAGUUGUUCAGUGCCUUCAUAUCAGUCGUCUUCUCAGUUUCGUGAUUAUGAUUUCGUCUGACGAGCAAACAAAGCAAGAGCAGUUGCCGGUCCUCUUCCUCAUUUCUCGUGAAUUUUACAUCAGAAAAGACUGUGGUUAGCACGUUGGUGAAAUGUUGUAGCAUGUCUUUCUUUUCGAUAACAAACUGGUCGUCUACGUAACAGCGCCAAAAUACCAGCUCAUAUUGGACGAAGGCAAUCCUUUCUAGCUCCUGUGAGCCUAGUUCUGCAACUACACCGGAGACCGACGAGCUCUUUGGAGUUCGCUUGGCCUGCUCAUAGAUCUGCCCAGCAAAAGAAAAGUAGGCUUGGUGACAGAAUUCAAACAGAUUAAUUAGGUGCUCGAUUUUAAUUGUGCUCUGGCUCUCAUCGCAUUCCUCUUCAAGUUUCUUGCGCAGGACUUCGCGCGCCACGUUUGGCGGGAUUGAUAUGAAUAAGGGCGUCACAUCGAAGGAAACCAUGACUUUAUUCGAUUGUGUCCUCCGACCUCGGUGGUCUAUGAGUAAAAAAGAGGCUGCUUGAACUGAGCUAGUCGAACUGCAUUGGAGAAACGGUAGUUUUGAGUGCAUCCACGUUACCAAGUUAGAGGUGGGGCUGCCGUUUAGGACAACGAUUGGCCGCGGUGGUACAUUUGCUUUAUAAAUAUUUGAAAAGCAAAAUCUGUUAAUUACGAGGAUGAGUCAAGCACUGGGGGCUCCUAUAUUCUGCUAAAAGUCCAGAAACUCGAAAAAGAGCUGGAUGCUUUAAGGGAACUCGUGCAAGCGAACGAUGGUGGGAAAAACGCGGUUAACAGCUCUAGAGUUAGCAAGAUAAAGGGGAAGAUCAAAAUUCCGAAACAGCCAAAGAACAAGGUUUGUGUAAAACCUCAGUGCAAGGACGCCGAUACUAAUGACGAUGGGAAAAUAGCAAAGGAAUCUCCUGUUUCUAUGGAAGACACCCGAUGCGAACCAUCAACUUCUCUCAGCCAUUCCGCGCGUACAGUAGAACCCUUGGAUGGAGUUGAGGAAGCAAGCUCGUGGCAAGGUAAAAUGGGUAAGCACCAUAACAGGAGUACAAAACCCCAGACGAAUCCGGUGGAUCUUCUGAGACCUUCAGCUGACAAGGCCGCCGGAAACAGAACAAAUGAACCCCUGGAUUGUCAGCACUGCGUAGUCGUCCAGGGCCUAUCGGAGUCGAAUGCUCCUACCCCGAAGGAGAGGAUUUCCGCUGACCUCGAUAUGCUUCAACGCCUACUGACCAAGAUGCAUAAUUCAAAUGAAAAGGUAACCAUUCGAGCAGUCUUCAGGAUAAUAAUAAUUUUAUUUAAUGCCAGUUUACAGGCAUUGUCAGGGAAGCGUUAAACACAAAUCUGACCAGCAGUGAAAAAAAACUCCUGUGGAAAAGUAAUAAAAAUAUAGUUGAUGGUGGUUUUUAUGGUUUGGAGGGUUCAGGAGAAAAAAAACUGUUGGCGACAAACUUUCGACCGUCAAAAAGGGAGGGGUUGCACGGUAUAGGAUAUUAUCAGUCGCCAAUUCAUUUCAUGAAUUUAGGGUUAGUCCAACCAGAAGCGCCGAAGAACAGCUGUCGCUGCUGGCCAAAGAAAUCGUCCCUGCUGAGACCGCCGUAGUGGUCAGAGACCACAAACGCCAUCGCUACGGCAGAGUCAAUCAGUGGAUUCAGCACCCACAAUUUGUGGGAGCUUUUCUGAAUGCAAAAAUCGAGUAAUAAUUCUCUUAAAUAAACGAUAAUUUCGCAGAUUUUUUACAUUCCUGGGUAGUUUAUUCCAAAUAGCAAUAGCAUUUAGAGAAAAGACUGAAGCACAGGCCCAGCUCCUGUUACGGAGAAAAUCAUCUCUGCGGGGUCAGCAUCCUGAAGUUUUUUUCAGCCUGAUUACGAAUCAAAAGAGCGAAUAAAAAUGAGAGAGCUAAUAACUUAGCUGGAAAAGCGGAGAAGCAGCGGCGAAACACACCUACAAAUCAAAAACGGACAAAUAAUUCAGGUCAAAAGGACAUUUCUGUGGCCGAAGCCAGUCAUUCUGACAGCCUAACUGAUGCAAAGGUGCCAACUCCUGAGGCUGCUCGCAUCAGUGGCCGUUGUCUAGAAAUCUAUUACACUAACUGUCAGAGUCUUCUAAACAAGCUAGAUGAACUCAGAUUAUUAGUCUCUGAACAGAAGCCACACAUAAUUGUCCUAACAGAGACAUGGUUGAAUGAGGAAAUUAGUAGUAGCGAAGUCAGAAUUGAAGGCUACCAACUGUUCCGUUGUGACAGAUUUCAGCGUAGAGGAGGAGGCAUAGCGAGUUAUGUGUCAAAUGAAAUUGCGUGCUGUCAACGAGAAAUAUCCGAUGGUGCGCCCCGAAAUUUUGAAAUAAUUUCAUGCAAGAUAUUUAUCAAACAAUUACCGACACUGAUCCUGUAUGUUGUCUAUCGGCCUCCUAGCUCGAAUGAAAUCGCCCAUAUGGAAUUGCUUAGUGCACUGAAGUUGUUAUGUAAGCAGGAGAACUUACUACUUAUGGGUGACUUCAACGCUCCAGGAAUAGACUGGAACAUUCCCCUAACAAACGCCCCGUCCACGUAAUUUGACCACAAGCUACUUCAACUCUCCCUGAAUGAAUACCUCAUUCAGCACAUAAAAUUCGGAAUAAGAAUGAGAGAAGGACAACAAUCUAACUGUUUAGAUCUCGUUUUCAGUAAAGAAGAAGGAGACAUAAGGGAAGUGAAUCCACAACCUCCACUCGGUUUAAGCGAUCAUAUUGCUUUUGCCUGCGUGUGCUCUCUCCUAUCCAACCAACAACCGGAAAUCCAGAGGCGCAGAAAUAUUUGGAAGGGUGACUUUAACGCAAUGAGACGCACUCUUUUGGAGGAAACCUGGUUGGUCAACACAGAAGAUUCAGACGAAUUUUGGCAGUACUUUCGCGGGAUUAUAGAGAGCCUAACUGACUCCCAUUGUCCAAUAAAAAUGACAAGAUCAUGUUCGCGACCGCAGUGGGUCAAUCCGACGACAAAAAAGACCAUGAAGAAGAAACAGAGACUGUGGAAAAAGUAUUUGCAACUUUGAGAUCCAAGGUCAUUCGCCGAAUAUAAGGAUCAGCGCAAUAAAUGCCGCAAAGAAAUACGGGUUGCUAGAACUUCUUUCGAGCGCCGACUGAUAGCAGAAUCCAUUGCAUGUCCCAAGAUAUUUUACGGGUACAUCCGCAGUAGGAGGAAACAUAGGGACGAAAUUGCGUGUCUUAAGCAUAGCCUCGGAAACUUAUUAGUUGAAGGGCCACAGAAAGUGCGAUUACUGUCUCAGUUUUUUCAAUCGGUUUUUACGGAGGAGUCCUUAGAAGACAAUCGGCAGUUUGAAAUGGACCGAGACAACCGGGAGCUUCAAAUGCGCUGAGAUAUUGCCGUCAUUGAAACCAUCGCCUUAACUUGCCUCCCUUGCAAAACGAUGAAAGCUAUAGUAAAGAGCGCCAUACAGCAAUUUUGUGAAGAAAAUAACACCUUGCAGGAUUUUCAACAUGGCUUCCGGAGAGGACGUUCCUGCCUCUCAAAUCUGUAAGCUUGUCUGGAGAUCUGGACCAAGGCUCUAGAAGAGGGUUUUGAGGUCGAUGUCGUGUACAUCGAUUUCCGCAAAGCUUUUGACACUGUCUCGCACCAACGUCUUCGUCACAAAUUGAGCGCCAUCGGCAUCCGGGGAGAUCAUCUGAACUGGAUUAGGGCGUUUCUGGUUGGUCGGAAACAACGUGUCUGUAUCGGGGAUGAUAUGUCAGAAUGGGUGAACGUGACCAGUGGUGUGCCGCAAGGCUCAGUUCUGGGACCAUUGCUCUUCAUCCUUUACGUUAACGACAGCCUUCAGGAAUUCGACUGCGGCAAAAUAAUGUUUGCAGACGAUGUUAAGCUCUGGCAAGUCAUUAAGGGUCCGAAUGAUCAGAGAUCCCUUCAAGAUAAUCUGCAUCGACCGCAAGCGUGGUCGAAGAAAUGGCUUCUAGAUUUCAAUGUGGAGAAGUGUGCCGUCCUUCAUCUGCGUCCAACCAACUCUCAUUCAAAUGAGCGCCUGAGGACAUAUCACCUGAAAGAUAUAAGGCUCCCCGCAGAAUCUUCACAGAAGGAUCUCGGGGUUUGGAUACAGAACAACCUGUAA
This is a messenger RNA of Spirometra erinaceieuropaei, 6437 nucleotides long. Lineage: Eukaryota; Metazoa; Platyhelminthes; Cestoda; Diphyllobothriidea; Diphyllobothriidae. The record is from the annotation of a GenBank genome assembly.